Cetraspora pellucida is the source of this 406-nucleotide messenger RNA. NCBI's taxonomy places the organism in Eukaryota, Fungi, Glomeromycota, Glomeromycetes, Diversisporales, Gigasporaceae. The record is from the annotation of a GenBank genome assembly.
AUGUCUUUUUCAAAGACAUUUUCUUCCUCCACGCAUCAGAAAUCAGAACAUCCACGUCGAAUUUUUAUUAAAUCAGAAUCAAAACGUUUGUGGCGAGAGAAAUUUAAGCAACAGUGUUUACGACGAGUUAAAGAAAGUCGAACAUUUGCUUUUAACGAUCGAAGGCUAGAAUUUUGGAAAAUUGCCAAUCAAAACGAUACAGACGACGAAGAUGAAGUUGCGCAACGAUGGUUUGUAAAAAAAAUCCUUGAAGAAUGGAAGAUUUUUUGGAACGACGACAAUCUUGAUGCCGUUGAAGAUAUGAUAGAUGACGAAUUAUUACAAGAAAUUAUGCAAGAAUCGACGUUAGAUGAUUAUGAGGCCGAACUCGCAAUUCAAUGCGAAGAAUAUAUACCAUCAUAUACAG